Molecule: messenger RNA, 13741 nt
Organism: Esox lucius (northern pike)
Lineage: Eukaryota; Metazoa; Chordata; Actinopteri; Esociformes; Esocidae
Gene: chd9
Product: chromodomain helicase DNA binding protein 9
Exons: 41
Coding region: 551-9733 (3060 amino acids)
Molecular function (GO): ATP binding; protein binding; ATP-dependent chromatin remodeler activity
Source: RefSeq, a predicted model, not a curated record
UCAGCAGCAGAACCGCUGUGGUCGCCAGCAGCGGUAUAACUACGUUACAACUUCGCGGUUAUAAAUCUUCCUAAACUGUCGUUUUCUGUCUACGGAAUUUGCUUCACUUCGCCGAGGCGUCACGACACCACUGAAGUCGAGGGGAGAGGGGCUUGGAAGGAAAGAAGACAUUGAAGUGGUGAUGAGAGAACACGUGUGCGAUUCGAGCCUCGAAGAACAAAUGGUGGAACAAAUACUUCAGGCUUGGCACUUGUCUUUUGUAUUCAUAAAGUUAAUAUUAAGAUAAUUUAUCUAUCUACGUACCUUGUUGGCUCAUGGGAAACACAUCGAGUGUCAAGCAGCCUUUUAAAGAAGCAACAAGGCCAUUGUGAAGAUUCGAUGCUCAGAUAGCCACGAGCCAGUUAGCUGCACUCAGAGGAUGCUGAGAACCUGUCUGUGAUGGACAUACUCUAGCUCAGUAACCCGUGACGCUCCUCAGGACCAGCUACAACCCGGCGGAGGUCCAACGCGAAGAACUGGUCUCCGUAAGACUGACCCCGUUGUCUGGGCCAUGACCGAUCCCAUCAUGGACUUCUUUGAUGACCCCAACCUGUUCGUGGCGGGGCUGGACGGGCUGGCUGAGGACGGCUUCUCUUCUGGACCGUCGCUGGUGGACGAGCUCAACCUCAGUGCCGGGUUUGAGCCCCUGCAGGUGGACCCGAUGGGGCCGGGGAAACACACCGGGAUGAUACCCACCUCCAUGCCCGCCUCCACCUCCACCCAGCGGGGCAUGUCCUAUGGCCAGCCGAUGGGACACUUUGCGGGCAUGAAGGCACAGAACACCCUAGGCCAGCCCUUUGCAGGGCCCGAGGGCGUGAGCGGCGGAGCCGGUCUGAUGAUGGCGGCACAGCAUACCCAGUUCCACGGACGCUCGAUGGGCCCGGCACCCGAGUCCAACGGGCUGUUCUCCAACAGCAGCCCGAUGUGGGGCAACCAGGACCAGAACGGGAACCUCUACCAUCCGAUGUCCCAGCAGCAGCAACUACAUCAGCAGCAGCAGCUGCAGCUCCACGACCGGCAGCAACUCCUCCGGCAGCAGCGGCCGGCAGCGCAGCAUCCCUGUCAGCAGCAGCAGCUUCAGCAGUUACAGCAGCACCAGCUCCUGGCCCAGCAGCAGCACAGCUUCCCCUUCCACCAGGCCGGCCAGCCGCCAGCUCACCAUAACCAGCAGCUCACCAUCGGGGGGAACCAGUUCCACCCCAGGACCGUGCCUAACUCGGGGGCUCUGGCCAAAGCUUACGCAGAGACCCCCAAUGUCACGCUGGGCGGAGCUCCUCCGCAGCAGGGGAGCUACCAGCUGGUGCGGGGGCCUCAGGGGGCGUUCCCUGGGGUGGGCCCGGAGGAUUCUAGCCUGACCUUCUCCCCCAUGGCUCACACCCGCAACCUGCCCUCCUGCUCAGUCAGCUCAGCCGCAGCCUACCCUCCCUCCCAGUAUGCCUUCCCUGGCCAGGGACAGUCGGGCAUCUCCGGCCUGAGCCAGCCUCUCUCUUCAGCCCCAGUGUCCAUGACCAGUACGGCCCCUCUGCCCUCCUUAGUGCCUGAGCUCACGCUCUCGGGGACCGGAUGUCCGUUUUCGUCCACCCCAGAGAUGGCUCAACAACAGCAGCCCCAGCAGGUCCCAGUCAGCCAGGCUGAGGAGGAAUGUCCCUUCCGGGCCCUGCGUUGUUCCAGACAGACCCAGGGGAACCAGGGGAACUACAACUCGUCUGAGAUGUUCGGCCAGGCCAUGAGCUGCUACCCCAGUGCAGCCAGCCAGCUCGUCCCAGACCAGCACCAGCCCCAGGGCUUUGGAUCCAACCUGGAAGUGACCAGACCUCCAGCCAGCACUGCUACCAGUAACGGCUUUGCAGCCCUAGAAGACAGCCUGGCAGGUCUCCAGGGGGAGGUGGAGGCCCAGGGAGGGGGAUUUGAAGGUCUGGAGGCCCCAGACCUACUGGCUGAUGAGCUUCUGCCCCAGCUGGAGGCUGCCUUCAGUCAGCACGACCACCACCACCCCAGCUGUUCCUGGACCAAUGGUGGGGACGGAGAGAGGGAUGAAGAGGUUCAGGAAGAGGAAAAGAUGGUGGAAGAAGACAACACCAUUUCCAUAGACUACGAGAUAAAGCCUCCCAAGAACAAAAACACCAGUGGUCCCAACAGCCACGCGGCAGCGCGGGUCCUCAGCCCCCCGGUGAAGAGCAGCUCGUCCUCCUCUUCCUCGUCUUCGUCCUCCUACAGCUCAUCGUCUGAGAAGCGGGCCCAGCGGAGGCUGGUGCUGGAGCAGAGGGAGCAGCAGCUGAUGGAGCUGGCCGGAGAGGACAAACAGCAGAAGGCCAACCGGAUCAUCCACGAGGCCAUCGUCAAGGCCCGGGAGCGGGGGGAGAAGAACAUCCCCAGGGUCAUGAGUCCAGAGAGCUUUCCCUCAGGCAGCUCUUCGGCCCACCGGAGAGAGAGGGACAGGGACAGGGGCAGAGAGAGGGAAAGAGGCAGCAAAACCAAGACCUCCAAGAAGGCCCGCAUUGUACCUUCGUCCAAGCCCAAACAGAAGACCAAGAUUGGGAAAAUUGUCAUUAAAUUUGGAGGGAAGAAGAAGCGGAAGACCGAAUCGUCAGAGGAUGGGUCUGAUGACGAACCUCCGCCUCGAAGAUUCUCUAAAGACGAUGACUCGAAGCGCCGGUCCAACCGCCAGGUAAAGAGGAAGAAGUACGCCGAGGAAGGCGAGUCCAGGGUGUCUGAUGACGAGGGGAAGGUCAUUGUUAAAGCCAAGAAGACCAACAGUACUGCAGCACGCAAAGCACCCGCAAUGCAGCUGUUUGUGGAAAACCCCAGUGAAGAGGACGCUGCUGUUGUUGACAAGAUUCUGUCAUCACGGAUAGUCAAGAACGAGGUCUCUCCAGGAGUCAUUGUGGAAGUGGAGGAAUUCUUUGUGAAAUACAAAAACUACUCCUACCUCCACUGUGAGUGGGCCACGGAGCAGCAGCUGGAGAAGGACAAGAGAAUUCAGCAGAAGAUCAAACGCUUCAAGAUUAAACAGGCACAGAGGGCCCACUUCUUCGCCGAUAUGGAAGAGGAUCCCUUUAACCCUGACUAUGUGGAGGUAGACAGAGUACUGGAGGUGUCCUAUUGUGAAGACAAGGACAGUGGAGAGCAGGUGGUGUACUACCUGGUGAAGUGGUGCUCCCUGCCCUACGAGGACAGUACGUGGGAACUGAAGGGGGAUGUUGAUCAGAGUAAAAUAGAGGAGUUUGAGCAGCUGCAGGCAGUGAGGCCAGACUCUCGCAGGAUGGAGCGUCCCCCAGCCAGCCUGUGGAAGAAGAGGGAUCAAUCGAGGGAGUACAGGAAUGGUAAUGGCCUCAGGGACUACCAACUGGAGGGAGUCAACUGGCUCCUCUUCAAUUGGUACAACAGACGGAACUGUAUCCUGGCUGAUGAAAUGGGUCUGGGGAAGACCAUCCAGUCUAUCACGUUUCUGGAGGAGAUCUGGCGUGUGGGUAUCCGGGGACCCUUCCUCAUCAUCGCCCCCCUCUCCACCAUAGCGAAUUGGGAGAGGGAGUUCAGAACUUGGACCUAUCUCAACGUCAUAGUCUACCAUGGUUCCGUGGUCAGCCGGCAGAUGUUGCAGCAGUACGAGAUGUACUUCAGAGAUACACAGGGCCGUGUGGUCCGGGACGCCUACAAGUUCCAUGCUGUCAUCACCACCUUUGAGAUGAUCCUGGGCGGGUGUCCCGAACUCAACGCUAUCGAGUGGCGUUGCAUCAUCAUCGACGAGGCUCAUCGCCUCAAGAACAAAAACUGCAAACUGUUGGAGGGAUUCAAGCUCAUGAAUCUGGAACACAAAGUUCUUUUGACAGGGACCCCCCUGCAGAACACGGUGGAGGAGCUCUUCAGCCUGCUGCACUUCUUGGAGCCUCAGCGCUUCCCUUCAGAGAACACCUUCAUGCAGGAGUUUGGAGACCUUAAGACAGAGGAACAGGUCCAGAAGUUGCAGGCCAUCUUGAAGCCCAUGAUGCUGCGUCGUCUCAAGGAGGACGUUGAGAAGAAGCUGGCUCCUAAAGAGGAGACCAUUAUUGAGGUGGAGCUGACCAACAUCCAGAAGAAGUACUACAGAGCCAUCCUAGAAAAGAACUUCUCCUUCCUAUCUAAAGGAGUUGGCCAGGCCAACGUCCCCAACCUGGUUAAUACUAUGAUGGAGUUGAGGAAGUGCUGCAACCACCCCUACCUCAUUAAAGGCGCUGAGGAGAAGAUUCUGGAAGACUUCCGGGACGUCUACAGCCCGGUUGCCUUUGACUUCCACCUACAGGCCAUGGUGCAGUCGGCUGGUAAACUGGUCCUCAUAGAUAAACUGCUGCCCAAAAUGAAGGCCGGGGGACACAAGGUUCUCAUCUUCUCCCAGAUGGUCCGCUGCCUGGAUAUCCUGGAGGACUACCUCAUUCAGAGAAGGUACCUGUAUGAGCGUAUUGAUGGCAGAGUUAGAGGGAACAUGCGCCAGGCGGCCAUAGAUCGCUUCAGUAAGCCGGACUCGGACCGCUUCGUGUUCCUGCUGUGUACCCGGGCUGGAGGCCUGGGCAUCAACCUGACUGCCGCUGACACCUGCAUCAUCUUUGACUCAGACUGGAACCCACAGAACGACCUGCAGGCCCAGGCUCGCUGCCACAGAAUUGGUCAGAACAAGGCGGUGAAGGUGUACCGUCUGAUCACCAGGAAUUCGUAUGAGAGGGAGAUGUUCGACCGGGCCAGCCUAAAACUGGGCCUGGACAAGGCUGUGCUACAGAGCAUGAGUGGCAGGGAGAACAGUGUGCCUGGAGGAGGGCCCACACAGCAGCAGCUGUCCAAGAAGGAGAUAGAGGACCUGCUGAGGAAGGGUGCGUAUGGCGCGCUGAUGGACGAGGAGGACGAGGGCGCUAAGUUCUGUGAGGAAGACAUCGACCAGAUCCUCCAACGCAGGACCAAGACCAUCACCAUUGAGUCUGAAGGACGGGGGUCUACUUUCGCCAAGGCCAGUUUUGUAUCAUCCGGAAACCGCACGGACAUAUCUCUGGACGACCCCAACUUCUGGGACAAGUGGGCCAAGAAGGCUGAGAUAGACAUGGACACUGUCAACGGCAGAAACAGCCUUGUGAUUGACACGCCGAGGGUGAGGAAGCAGACGCGUCCCUUCAGCGCCACCAAGGAUGAGCUGGCGGAGCUGUCCGAGGGGGAGAGUGACAACGAGGAGAAGCCCAAGCUCCGCCGGCCGCACGACCGCCUCAACAGUUACGGCAGGACGGAGUGCUUCAGAGUGGAGAAAAACCUGCUGGUUUACGGGUGGGGUCGUUGGAAAGACAUCCUCCUUCAUGGUCGAUUUAAGAAGCAGCUGACUGAGCGUGAUGUGGAGUCCAUCUGUAGAGCCCUGCUUGCCUACUGUUUGGUCCACUACCGUGGUGACGACAAGAUCAAGAGCUUCAUGUGGGACCUGAUCGCCCCUUCCGAGGACGGACAGAUCAAGGAGCUGCAGAACCACCUGGGCCUGUCAACCCCAGUCCCCAGAGGAAGGAAGGGGAAGAAGAUGAAGACUCAGUCUAGCACGUUUGAUAUUCAAAAGGCUGAGUGGAUCAGGAAACACAACCCAGAACACAUGCUGCAGGAUGAAGGAUACAAGAAACACCUUAAACACCACUGCAACAAGGUGCUGCUGCGGGUCAGAAUGCUCUACUACCUGAAACAAGAGGUCAUAGGGAGCCAGGCCCAGAAGGUUCUAGACGGCGUGGACUCCAGUGAGAUCAAGAUCUGGGUCCCUGAGCCGGACCACUGUGAGCUGCCAGCCCUGUGGUGGGACAGCAUCUCAGACAAGUGCCUGCUGCUGGGGGUGUACAAGCACGGUUAUGAAAAGUACAACACGGUCCGCGCAGACCCUGCCCUCUGUUUCCUAGAACGCGUGGGACGGCCAGACGAGAAGGCCAUCGCUGCUGAACAAAGAGCCAAUGACUUCAUGGAUGGGGAUGUGGAUGACCCAGAAUAUAAACCUGCCCCAGCCUUGCUAAAGGACGAUAUGGAGGAUGAUGCCUCCUCUCCUGGAGACUUGGUUAUCACAGACAACCCUGGAGAGGGCGUACCGCUGACAAUGGAAGUUGGAGGAGACGCUGCGUACUGGCCCUCGUCCUCAGUGUUGACAGCCAGACUGAGACGUCUGAUCACGGCUUCUCAGCGCUACACCAAAUCCAGACAGAUCCUCCACAUCCAUCAGACCCAGCACACCUCCCCGGUCACCCCCUCACUCUGCCCACUGCCACCCACACUCAAUCACAAUAUUAACCCCAAGAUGGCCGCCAAGAUAGAACGCCAGCAGAGGUGGACGAGGCGAGAGGAAGCUGAUUUCUACCGUGUGGUGUCUACCUUCGGAGUGGUGUUUGAUCCGGACCUGGGCCGCUUCGACUGGACAAAGUUCAGAGCCAUGGCUCGACUGCACAAGAAGACCGACGAGAGUCUGCAGAAGUAUUUGUGGGCCUUCACAGCCAUGUGCAGGAGAGUGUGUCGCCUGCCACCUAGAGAAGGAGACACCGCUGUGGAUCCCUCUCUGUCCAUCCAGCCCAUUACAGAGGAGCGGGCAUCUCGUACCCUCUACAGAAUCGAGCUGCUGCGGCAGGUCCGGGAGCAGGUGCUCCGUCACCCCCUGCUCUACGAGCGCCUGCCCCUGUGCCAGCUAGGCUCCGACCUGCCUGUGUGGUGGGAGGUCGGUACCCACGACAGAGACCUCCUGAUCGGAGCCGCCAAGCACGGCGUCAGCCGCACAGACUACCACAUCCUCCGAGACCCAGACCUCUGCUUCAUGGCCGCGCAGAGAAACUACAGCCAGAACAAAGGAGCCCAGCAGUCAUCCCUGAACCCCCAGUACCAGGCCAGUAGAGACCCACCACUGCCCGUCCUAGCCCCGAGGGAACGGGCAAACUCCCCAGAAGCAGUGUCAAAGGAAGAGCCUCCCUCUGAGGGGGGGGGUGCUCUGCAGAGUGGGGGCCAGGUAGAGGAGGAGAGAUGGAGUCCUCAGCCUGCCCCCCUCACCCCCACCGGGAUAGAGGAGAAGCCAGACACGGCCGUGGUCAAAGCGGAGAACGAGAGUCGCAUGGUGGCCGCGCGGACCAAGCCUCUCACCCCCAACUCAGCCGCCAGGGAGGAGAAGAGAGCCAACAAGAGGAGUCGUAGGGAGGCCAGGCGAGCCGCCUCCGCCGCGUCUGACUCGGACUCAGACGGCUCCUCGUCCAGCUCUUCGUCACGCUCCUCUUCAUCGUCGUCGUCCUCCUCCUCCUCCUCGUCACGAUCAGGGUCCAACUCGUCCUCCUCGUCUUCAUCGUGCUCAUCGGGCUCCUCUUCCUCUUCUUCCUCCUCCUCCUCUUCCUCUGAUAGUGAAAGUGAGCGGGAGGAAGGGAAGCCAAAGGUUCCGACGGUGGCCGCUGUGAAGGGCUUUGACGAGGACAGCGUGGCGUCCCUCAGCACCGCUCAGGAAGACACACCGGACAGUCACACUGUGGAGAACGGCGUCAGCAACAACUCCCACCACCCCUUUCAGGGAGGCUACAUGCUGGCUGCAUCCUACUGGCCCAAGGACCGUGUGAUGAUCAACCGCCUGGACAGUAUCUGCCAGGCCGUGCUGAAGGGGACGUGGCCGGGGGCCAGGCGGGCAUACGAGGCGGGAGGUGCCAUCGCCUCCUUCUACACCACCAAGCUGCUGGACAAUGCUGCCAGCAUCAGCAGUAACCUGGGCUCUGCCCCAGCCGCCUCGGAGGAGCCCUCUGCCUCCCCUCAGGGUUCAAAGGUGAAGAAGCAUGUUGCAGGAGAAAAGGAGUUCUCAGUGAAAAUCAAUGAACCUCUCUACCUGCAGCAGGAGGGGAGUCUGAAGCUGACCUUCCAGAAGCAGGGGCCCGGCCAGCCCCUGAAGAGGCCCCUGGAGCCUGAGGAAGGGCCCCUGGGCCAGCAGCAGUACCUGGCCAGGCUCCAUGAGCUUCAGAGUGCCUCAGACACAAGUCUGGCUGACUUCACCAAGCCCCAAGCUGCCAGUUUCCCACAUGCCUCUGCAGACAUGGCUGGUCCAAUGAGGCUGAACGGAGCGAUGGACGGCCAACCGGUGGUGAAAAGGAGGAGGGGAAGGAGGAAGAACGUUGAAGGGAUGGACCUGCUCUUCAUGAACAGGAGCAGAGUCCCAGCCGUGCCAGAUUAUGUGACCCCGGCGUGGGGUGGUAUGGCCCAGGCUGGACUCCCUGCAGCCCCUGGGCAGAGUUACCCCCCGGGGGGCCAUGCCCAGGGCCCAAUGGACAGAGAGAGCAGGGUCCCUGUCAUCAAUCUGAAAGAUGGGACCAGGCUUGCUGGAGAUGACGCCCCCAGGAGGAGUGAGCUGGAGUUGUGGCUGAAAGAACACCCAGGCUUUGUGGCUGACACGGGGGCCUUCAUUCCUGGGGUGACCAAGAUGCAGAUGCAACAGUUUCAGCAGGACGGUCGGCCCAAACAGAAGAGACAUCGCUGCAGAAACCCCAACAAGAUCGAUGUCAACAGUCUGACUGGAGAAGAGAGGGUACAGAUCAUCAACAGGAGAAACGCCCGGAAGGUUGGUGGUGCCUUCGCCCCCCCUCUGAAGGACUUGUGUCGGUUUCUUCAGGAGAACCCAGAGUAUGGGGUUCCACCAGAGUGGGCCGAUGUCGUCAAACAGUCAGGCUACCUCCCAGAGAGCAUGUUUGACCGGAUCCUGACAGGACCAAUUGUACCAGAGGAGGUGAGUCGACGUGGACGGAGGCCCAAGAGCGCCCUGGCCAAAGCUGCCGCCGCAGCCAACCAGGGGGCCUCUUCCCUGGGCCUCAACCCCCUGCUUGCCAACGGCCUCCUCUCUGGCAUGGACCUGUCUAGUUUCCAGGCCUUCCAGCAAAACCUCCAGAGUCUUCAAUCCCUGCAGCUCACCGCUGGCCUUAUGGGCCUUCCCACUGAUGCUAACAACCUUGCCUCAAUGUUUCCCAUGAUGCUUUCAAACAUGGCCGGGCUCCCCAACCUCCUGAGCAUGGGGGGUCUGCUGGGAAAGCCCCCACAGGACGCCACUGUUGGACCGGAGCAAGGGAAGAGGAAGAAGGGAAACAGAGGAGGAGGAGGAGGAGGAGGAGGAGAAGAAGGAGGAGGAGGGGAGUCCUCAUCUGCUUCCUCCAAAACCGCCUCCUCCUCCUCUUCCCUCUCCCAGGGUCCAUCCCACACCUCUGACACCAAAGGUGAAAGGACAGAAGGUCAAAUCGGUGUCGGGGAGUCCUGUGCCCCCAGUGACCCUUCCACCUCUGGUUCCGCUGCUGCCACCUCCAACACCCCACUAAGUGCUUCUGCUGCCCAGGCGGCCUCCAGUCACCCGCUGUCUGUAAACCCCUUGUUACUCUCCAAUAUGCUUUAUCCAGGGAUGCUUCUCACUCCAGGCCUUAAACUUCCUGUAUCCACCACAGAGCAGCCAAACAGUGGCUCGAACAGUGACCACAAAGCCCCCAAAUCCACCAAGACAUCUAAGUCCCUUAAGACCGCCCCCUCAAAACCCCUUUCGCCCCGGGAAACACCAGAACGGCAGGAAGAGGAGGGUCUUGGUGAUGAGGGGGAGGAGUCAGGGGAGCAGAAGGAGAACAGUGGUCCAGAGGGCUCGGGGAUAGCGGAGUCAUCUUCAUCGGAAUCGGGGAGCUCCUCUUCAACAUCUGAUGGGUCAUCAGACUCCAGCGAUGAAGACUGAAACUAAUGAAUAUAAAAAUAUAUUUAUGUAUCUCUUAGAAAUGUACACACAUAUAUAUUACACAUAUGGAUUUCCCUGCACUUACAUUGUGAUUUCUUUUUAUGUAAAUACAAAAUAACUAAAAUGUUGUGUAAUAAAGACUACAAAACUGAAAAAAGAACCAUGACUUAGGAGAAACUGAAAUAACAUUUCAGUAUUUGUUCAAAAGGUACAAUCUUGUUUUGAGAGACAUUUUGCAUGUCAAACUUUAGUAGAUUUCCGAACUUUGUGAACUUGUAUUACACACAAUGAUGUACAAUUGCAGACAUUUAGAAAAAGAAAUCAAAAUGGCAUUAUUGUAAUUAUCAUGUUGGGAUUUAAUUUUAUUAAAAAAGAGGAAAUACAAAACGCUCUCUGCUGAGCUGUACUAUUAAUAUAUUUUGGAGUGGGGGGAAAAUAACUUUGAUGAAUAUUUUGGUUUCCUUUGUAAAUAACUUUACAGGUUUUCUUUUUUGACACUUAAGUAUACUUUGCAGAUCAUACUUAGGAAAAGUCAGCAAUAACUUGGGCAGCUAAUGAAUGUCACUGAAGCUGUAGAUGUCUCAAUUCAACAUCAUAACAACCAAGCUGCUCACACACGUCUCUGUUCCAAUAGCCACACUCACAUACUCCUUACAGAUGAAGUAUUGGCCGUGCAUUCCCAGUUCAGUGGCAUCCUAUUGCGGAUCAUAGAAAUCCUAAUUACAUUGGAAUUCCUAAUUCUCCGGUAUGAAUACCGCCUCUAUCCUUAGCCUUUUAUCAACCCAGUAUACCACUGCAUUCACAUAUCACUAGACUGGAGAUGAUCACCUAACACACACAGUGAUGAUGGUCAUGUUUACAGUUAUUUGGACAGGGACUCAUUUUGAUGCAAUGACUGUUGAAGUGGAUUGAAGUGCAGACUGUCCGCUUACACAUCCAUAGCAGCUGAACCCUUGCAGCACUUUCUGUAAAUAGUCCCCCAUCUUAGAGAACCAAACGUAUUUUGGACACAUUUACAAUAUGUGUAUUAAGAUAGUCAAGAUAAAUGUAUUUGAUCCCAUGUUCCACAGUGACUAGCGACUGUAGAAGCGGGAUGGUUGUAUUUGCAGUUUGUUUUUGUUGUUUGUAAUUUUGAAGUAUGCUUUAUUGUAAAUAGAAUUAUAAUAUAGUUGAUUUGAGGAUGCUACCGUGGAUACAAACAACUCUGAAUGUCAUUUGAGAAGGUCAGAAAGAUCGAGUUAUGCUUACCUGUCACCGUUUACAGAAACGGGAGGUUAGCAUUGCCGAGAGGUUUUUGAGGGGGAUGUUGUUCAUGUCUAUGUAACUUUCUCACUCAUUCUUCACGAUUCAAAUCAACGCUUACAGUCUGUACUUUAACCUCAUAGUCUUUGUAUAAUUUCAAAUCUGAAGUAGUGGACUUACAAAUAACAAAGGUUCUGACAAAAAUUCUAAUAUCCCUUAACUCUCUGCAUAAAUAAGGAAUAAUUCUAAACAAUGGGUAGUUAAUAAUGACACUGGCCCAAUUAAUCUGUUGUAUUUUUUAAAAGCUUCCUGGUGGCAUUAUUAGCUAACCUGGGUAUGUUCAACAGAGUCCCGAUUCAGGAAGUAUCGUUCUUGACAUGGUACAGUUUCCACCCCAGUGUUCUUGACUGCAUCGUUACCUCAACUGACUUUAAAAGGGAUCACACACACUGUGGUUGUGUGUUUCAGCAAGGCAGGUUCACUCAUCCCCACUGGAUUGUGGGUCUUUUUCAUGGGAUACUCUUGACAGCUUCCACUUAGUUUCUUCAAGCGCCCAGAGUCUGGAAGAGACCGCCACUCACUGUGUUGUGACUGUGUGUGUGUGUGUGUGUAAAUGCGUUUGUGUUUGUUUGCAUGGCGGUACCUUUCAGCGUGUUCUUCAGGCCGUGUACUCAUUCAGUGUCAGUCUGUCUGUUGGGUAUGGUGGCGUGUCUUCACGGGGCUUGAGCCAACCAGUAGUGAAGUGUAAUCAGCAUCAUCCGAGUCUAUAUUCCACUCAUCCCACUCCGUGUUGUCUGUGAAGAAAAUCUCCCAUGAGCUCUGUCCGUGAAUACUGAUGCCUGUAGGUUGUAACUGAACACAGAUUGUAUGUUGUGUGGGAAUACCUUCCAACCCCAUGACCUAGUAAUUAAAUUAACAUUUGUAUAUUGGGGGACCACCAGGGUUUGUAUUGUCUCCAAUAUAAUUGUAGAUUACUGAGUAAUCUAGAUUAAGUUCAUUCAUUUAAUGUGUAAAGGAUAGUUUAUACAUAGAUUGCAGUGACUAAGUAUCAGAAUAGUAUUCAGUGUUGGGCUGUCUAUGUUUGGCUCAGCUUGGGGUUAAAAAAAAGCUGAAUAUCCAGACCUUCCUGUAGAACUGAGCUGCCCGUUCAUGGGAAUUAUGCUCUUUUGGGUGUUCAUCUUUAGCCUGGAAUCCAAACUGAAAUGCAGUGUUCAACCAUACUAGUUCAUUUCUCCGUAGUCCAUAUGUCUUUACUGGUCAAUCCACUAAUGACUGAACCUGCAGACUAAAAGGUUGAUGUAGAAGUGUCCUUACACUCGCUGUACCUCGUGGUAUUUCACACCCUCAUUUCCUCAGUCAAUUUCCCAGUCAGUAUCUGAUCUGAUUUAACAGAUAGAUUAUUGUUAAGGUUGCUUAUGGUUCUAUGCUGGUGUAUUUAUUCAUGACCAUAUGGCUCAUCUUUGCUCAUCCGAACUGUUACCAAGGGAGACUCUGACACUGGAACUCAUUAUAUCCUAAGUACCUUUUGUAAUUAUUUAAGUGGAAUGCUGCUUAACUGCUUCACUGAUUGAUACAGCACUUUAUAGGUGAACUGUCGGUACACGCUGGACUGUUAAGCAGCUAUACAUUUAGAAAUGAUCUUGAAGGGGACAUAUUUAGCAGGGAGAAUGAAACGUCACGACUGGUUACACCUGUGGUAGAAACCUCCGUUUAGUCUUUCUGCUUUAUUUUGCUCUUCAGUGAAGCUAUACUGAACCCAUUAAACGUAUACAAGCCCACCAGACAACAUUGUCCUGUUGUCUAAAGUGAGACUGAUUUUGGCCCAGUGCACCAAUAAUGUCAUUUAUCAUUGUUGGUGUGUGUGUGAACUCAGAAAGCCAAGUCCUUACUCUUCCUGAAAGCAAACCUAAAUGGCCUCACAUUGCCACUUUGGUUUUGGCUGGUUCAGCAACUAGGCCUCACAAGCCUGAUGAUUUCGAACUUGCAACCCUAAACUGAAAUUGUAUUUAUUCAUUGUACAUCUACUUACUGUACCUACACUAUCCCUACAACUACCAGUGCUCUUAGGCAAAAGCCCAGCCUCUGUUGCUUCCAGGUCGCCCCCAAAAAUGAUUGUCAUGCAUUAUUUUCAGACAGGGAGACGUUGAAUGAUUCCUACCAGUUUGAUGGUGAGCCUACUGUAGCAUCAGACACAGCACAUAGCUCCAUUAAAGUUCACCUGUAAUUCCUGAGGGGGGGGAGAUGUACUGUAUGUGUAUAAAGAGUUUGGACAAAAACAUUGUUUUACUAUGUAUUUUGAUUUGAUAUUUCUGGUACUUUGUUAUAGGUCUCACCAUGUCACAUAGAUCUACAUGACUGGACUGACUAGAAGCAGUCAUGGACUCUCCUCACUGACACAAGGAGAUGAUCAAUAUGCAACAGACAGAGAAACUAAGAAACCACACACUACUAGCCUACAAGUUCAUUCAACAUUUUUAUUUUGUGUAAAGUAGUUGCUGAAAUUACAAAAAAUAGGCUUGCCUUUGUAGUUUUUGUUUCAAGCUCGAUAAUAUCCUACGAGUCAUCAUUAAGUCCGUUUUUGUUUCGUUUGUUUUUGAACAGUUGCAAUAUUUGCAAGUUGUGGUCUGUGUAGUCAAACAAUGCUUUAUUGUAGUGGAGAGGAUAAGCGUCUUAAACAGUCAUUUGUAAUUUAUUGGAUUACUUUCUAUGAAGUUAUAUAGAGGAAAUGGAGGUUUAAUUAUUUUUAUUAAACAUAUUCUGACUAUC